UCAAAUAACCCACCACUCCAUUCUCUCCACCUUCAAUAUAUAUAGGGACAUCCGUUUCCAUCAUUUGAACCAAACACCCACUAUUUUAUCUUUAACAUUCCAUCAUUUUCUCCCAGUAUUUUCCCUAAAUGGCUCCAUCAACACUGACCGCCUUGGCGGAGGAGAAGACUCUGAAUCCGAGCUUCAUCCGGGACGAGGACGAGCGUCCUAAGGUUGCCUACAAUGUUUUUAGCAACGAAAUUCCGGUGAUAUCUUUGGCUGGAAUCGACGAAUUGGAUGGAAGGAGAUCCGAAAUCUGUAACAAAAUUGUGGAGGCUUGUGAAGAUUGGGGGAUUUUUCAGGUCGUCGAUCAUGGGGUCGAUGCCGGAUUAAUCUCCGAUAUGACACGGUUGGCGAAGGAAUUCUUCGCUUUGCCGCCGGAGGAGAAGCUCCGUUUCGAUAUGUCCGGCGGAAAGAAGGGUGGAUUCAUUGUCUCCAGUCAUCUUCAGGGAGAGGCAGUGCAAGACUGGCGGGAGAUAGUUACCUACUUCUCUUACCCGAUCCGUACCCGAGACUACUCCAGGUGGCCCGACAAGCCGGAGUCAUGGCGGGCGGUGACGGAGAAGUACAGUGAGACUUUAAUGGGCCUGGCCUGCAAGCUCCUUGAGGUGCUGUCAGAGGCAAUGGGCUUGGAGAAGGAGGCACUGACUAAGGCCUGUGUGGAUAUGGACCAGAAAGUUGUGGUGAAUUACUACCCAAAAUGCCCACAACCCGACCUCACUCUCGGACUCAAGCGUCAUACGGAUCCGGGAACCAUAACACUCCUGCUCCAGGACCAGGUUGGUGGGCUCCAGGCCACCAGAGACAAUGGCAAGACAUGGAUCACAGUCCAGCCCAUUGAAGGUGCCUUUGUGGUUAACCUUGGUGACCAUGGUCAUUUCCUGAGCAAUGGGAGGUUCAAGAAUGCAGACCACCAAGCAGUGGUGAACUCAAAUUACAGCCGGUUGUCGAUAGCGACAUUCCAGAAUCCGGCACCGGAGGCCACCGUUUACCCACUGAAGGUAAGGGAGGGAGAGAAACCAAUACUGGAGGCACCAAUCCCAUUUUCAGAGAUGUACAGGAGGAAAAUGGGUAAGGACCUUGAGCUUGCCAGGCUAAAGAAGUUGGCCAAGGAACAGCAAUUGCAGGACUUGGAGAAGGCCAAGUUGGAGUCAAAGCCCAUUGAAGAAAUCUUUGCUUAAUAGAUUUGUUACUGUUGUUUCCUCAACACUAUAUAUGUAUGCUAUGUUUUAUGUCCCCAAUUACCACUGAAUCUGUGCUGCUUGUGUUGUGUUAGGUUGUUGGCCUCUUUUGAUGUGUACUUUGAUCUACCAAAUCACAAAUAUAUGAAAAAUAAGUUGGGCCUUUCUCCU
Tripterygium wilfordii is the source of this 1391-nucleotide messenger RNA. Its product is annotated as naringenin,2-oxoglutarate 3-dioxygenase. The transcript is spliced from 3 exons. Lineage: Eukaryota; Viridiplantae; Streptophyta; Magnoliopsida; Celastrales; Celastraceae. Bases 129 to 1220 code for a protein of 363 amino acids. The record is from RefSeq and is a predicted model, not a curated record.